This is a messenger RNA of Alternaria ethzedia, 1005 nucleotides long. RefSeq lists its product as uncharacterized. Bases 1 to 1005 code for a protein of 334 amino acids. The transcript is spliced from 2 exons. The record is from RefSeq and is a predicted model, not a curated record. NCBI's taxonomy places the organism in Eukaryota, Fungi, Ascomycota, Dothideomycetes, Pleosporales, Pleosporaceae.
AUGGACGAGGACAGCUUUACGCCCGAGGACAGGGCUAUCAUGGAUCACACAGACAUUGAUGUGUUCAUGUCGGACUACAGAUCACCGCCAGUUGGGAGAAGUCUGGAAGACCUACCCACCGAGCUCAUCGGCAUGAUCGCUGAGAAUCUCGACAAGAAAUCUCUGAGCAUACUACAAGCGCUCGGCAGUCGGACUAUAUUACAGGCCAUCGAUCAUGCUCUUCAGCUUGAAGAGUUCAGGGUUGUAGGGUUCGGGUUGAAGUGGCAGACUUGGCUACUGGGAACUCCAAAGUCGCUCUUCGAGGCUAUUUCACCUGCUUUACGCGGCUUAACGUCAUUGAAACUGGAACUCGACAUGGCCACCUUGAAGACUGAUGCAUACAUGUCAGCCCUCGUCAAGCUUAUCAAUACCAAUGCAAAUCUCCAAGCAUUGGCUUUGUCUGUUGGCGAUCAGGGUAUCGGUAAGUAUCAGAUCCGCAAUGAGAGUUGGGCUCCUCUGCUCCAGCUACUGGGCGGCAGUCCUCCAUUCCGCCUACGUUCGCUCCAUAUCAACGGACUCGUUACGAGCACUACUGCACCUACACUCGCGAGUAUCAUCAACGUACACUCCUCCACGAUCCGUCGCAUUGUCCUCAAGAACACGAACUUCCAUUACCCAAAUACCCUUCGCGCUUUCUUCAGGGCUUGCGCCAAUUCGGCCGUAAGCUACUACGAGACCGAGAACUUCUACUUUCAUGAGAGGACUAUGAUAGUAGGCAGGUAUCUUGAUGAUGAUGUUUUGGAGUACGACAAUGCAGAACUGCAUGAAGAUGUCAACAACAACCACUGUGACUCUGAUGCAUCCUGCCACGAUUGGGUAAAAGUGAAUUGGGACGGUUUUGAUGAGGAGGAUAAAUGGAAGUUGGUCUUCGAAAAUGAGCAAGGGCAGAAGCGGCGUAGCUACAUGUACGAUAACUUCAUGAACGUUGUGGACAUGGUCAAGGAGGGUAGUCUGAGAGACUCCUGA